AAAGAAAAAAGAAAAAAAAAAGAUAUAUACAUGGAAAACAAUAUUCUUUGUGGGAAAUAAAAAAGAUAUUGAACAACGUGAUAUCCUUUGACAAUGAGAAACGGGCGAGUUUUGACUUAGCAUAUAGAUGUAGGCUCAAGAUUUCUAUUUAUACUAUAUAUAUAUAUCUCACAAAUAGUGUUCCUGACUGGGAGCUAAUUCAGAGUGUUAAGGCAAGAGAACUAGGCCUCCAAUCUCAAGUGCAUCAAGAACAUCACAAGGAUUCUUUAAACUUGAUAUCUGUUAGCUCCGAGAUAAAUAUUGUGUGCAGCUGACACUAGUUCAGAUCUUGUGUUGGAAUACUUGGGAUCUGCAAUAUGCCAGUGGCGGAGGAGAAUGGUGAUCCCAGUAUGUAUGAGGCUAACACGUCAAUAACCCAAGAGCAAAAGACGGACGAGGAGGCCACAGACUCCGGCUUGAAUGAGGGCAAACAAGACGAGAAAGAGAAAGUUAAAACUGUUCCGUUUCUUAAGCUCUUUUCCUUCGCGGAUUCCACUGAUAUCCUGUUGAUGAUUGCCGGAAGUAUUGGUGCUGUUGGGAAUGGAAUUUCCAUGCCUCUCAUGUCAUUGCUUAUGGGGCAAAUGAUUGAUUCCUUUGGAAGCAACCAGAGUGAUAAAGAGAUGGUUGAAACAGUAUCAGAGGUGUCUCUAAAAUUUGUCUACUUAGCUGUUGGAGCUGCAACAGCCGCCUUUCUUCAGGUCACCUGUUGGAUGGUAACAGGGGAAAGACAAGCGGCGCGAAUAAGAGGUUAUUAUCUGAAAACUAUACUAAGACAGGAUAUUGCUUUCUUUGAUAUGGAAACAAAUACUGGAGAGGUUAUUGGUAGAAUGUCUGGGGAUACUGUUCUUAUACAAGAUGCAAUGGGCGAAAAGGUUGGAAAAGUUCUGCAGCUGCUGGCUACAUUUCUGGGGGGUUUUACAAUAGCAUUCGUCAAAGGAUGGUUGCUUGCCCUUGUCAUGUUGUCUGCUAUUCCUUUGCUAGUAGCAGCUGGUGCAACUGUGUCUAUUUUGAUAUCAAGGAUGGCAACCCGUGGACAAAACGCUUAUGCAGAAGCAGCUACUGUAGUAGAGCAGACAAUUGGCUCAAUUAGAACUGUUGUAUCAUUUACUGGAGAGAAGCGAGCCAUUCAUGCUUACAAUAAGUUUCUUCAGACUGCUUAUGAAUCAGGUGUGCACGAAGGAAUUGCUUCUGGAGUAGGUAUUGGCUUAGUUAUGCUAGUUGUGUUUGGUAGCUAUGCCAUGGCUGUAUGGUUUGGUGCAAAGAUGAUACUGGAAAAAGGAUAUACUGGAGGACAAGUAAUUAAUGUUAUUAUUGCUGUGUUGACCGGUUCAAUGUCCUUGGGACAAGCAUCUCCUUGCAUGAGUGCAUUUGCUGCUGGUCAAGCGGCAGCAUAUAAAAUGUUCGAGACUAUCAACAGGAAGCCAGAUAUAGAUGCUUCCGACACAAAUGGUAGAGUAUUGGAUGAUAUCCAUGGAGAUAUAGAGUUGAGGGAUGUAUAUUUCAGUUAUCCAGCCAGACCAGAUGAGGAGAUAUUUAAUGGAUUCUCUCUUUCCAUACCAAGUGGCACAACUGCAGCUUUGGUUGGGCAUAGUGGAAGUGGAAAGUCCACAAUAAUCAGUCUGUUAGAGAGGUUUUAUGAUCCAAAAUCCGGAGAAGUUCUUAUUGAUGGCAUUAACCUCAAAGAAUUUCAACUCAAAUGGAUUAGAGGAAAAAUUGGUCUUGUCAGCCAGGAACCUGCCUUGUUUACAUCUAGCAUCAAAGACAAUAUUGCAUAUGGGAAGGAUGAUGCAACCCCCGAAGAGAUAAGAGCUGCAGCUGAACUUGCAAAUGCUGCAAAAUUUAUUGAUAAAUUACCUCAGGGCCUUGACACUAUGGUUGGUGAGCAUGGAACUCAGCUUUCAGGGGGGCAGAAGCAGAGAAUCGCAAUUGCAAGAGCAAUCUUGAAGAACCCUCGGAUUUUACUUUUGGAUGAAGCUACAAGUGCACUUGAUGCAGAAUCUGAGCAUGUAGUGCAAGAAGCAUUGGACAGGAUUAUGGUCGAUCGAACUACAGUUAUCGUAGCCCAUCGUUUGACCACUGUGAGGAAUGCUAAUAUAAUUGCCGUCAUUCAUCGAGGAAAGAUGGUUGAAAAAGGUACACAUUCAGAAUUACUUGAGGACCCUGAUGGAGCAUAUUCUCAGCUUAUACGCUUACAGGAAGUAAAUAAAGAGUCGGAACAAGCAGCAAAUGAGUACAGCAGAUCAGAAAUUUCUAUGGAAUCAUUUAGACAGUCAAGUCAAAGAAGAUCACUUCGACGUUCCAUAAGUAGGGGAUCAUCAAGAAAUAGCAGCAGUCGCCAUGACUCGUUUUCACUCACAUUUGGUGUACCUACAGGACUAAAUGGCCCUGAUAAUGACUUAGAAGAUCUAGAAACUUUUCCAUCCAAAGAAAAAAUUGCAGACGUCCCGCUGCGCCGCCUUGCUUAUCUCAAUAAGCCCGAGAUUCCAGUUCUUAUAGUUGGUACUGUUGCUGCAAGUGUCAAUGGCACAAUACUUCCGAUUUAUGGUGUACUAAUUUCAAAAGCAAUCAAAACAUUUUUCGAACCACCUCAUGAACUGAGAAAGGACUCAAAGUUCUGGGCACUAAUGUUUAUGACUCUUGGUCUGGCAUCAUUUGUGGUACAUCCUUUAAGAACAUUCUUCUUUUCUGUAGCUGGAUCUAAGUUAAUCCAACGGAUCAGAUCUAUUUGUUUUGAGAAGGUGGUUCAUAUGGAGAUAGGUUGGUUUGAUGAUCCUGAGCACUCAAGUGGUGCAAUUGGUGCUAGGCUCUCAGCAGAUGCAGCAGCAGUGCGAGCCUUAGUCGGGGAUGCACUAGCUCAAUUGGUUCAGAACAUUGCAACAGCAGUAGCAGGUGUGGUCAUUGCUUUCACUGCAAGCUGGCAACUAGCAUUAAUUAUCCUUGCUCUAAUCCCUCUGAUAGGUGUCAACGGAUUCGUACAAGUAAAGUUCAUGAAAGGAUUUAGUGCAGAUGCAAAGAUGAUGUACGAGGAAGCAAGCCAAGUUGCAAAUGAUGCAGUUGGGAGUAUAAGGACUGUUGCUUCGUUCUGUGCUGAAGAGAAGGUGAUGCAACUAUAUGAAAAGAAAUGUGAGGGUCCUAAGAAGACAGGAGUGAGACUAGGAUUGAUCAGUGGUAUAGGAUUUGGAAUGUCUUCAUUCUUUUUGUUCUGUUUCUAUGCAACUAGUUUCUAUGCUGGAGCUCGACUAGUUGAGAGCGGCCACAUAACGUUUGCAGAUGUUUUUCAAGUUUUCUUUGCUUUGACUAUGGCAGCAGUAGGAGUUUCUCAAUCUAGUUCAAUGGGUACCGAUUCCACCAAAGCAAAGGCUGCUGCUGCUUCUGUAUUUGGAAUAAUAGACAGGAAGUCAUUGAUUGACUCUAAUGAUGAGUCUGGAACGACGUUAGAAAAUGUUAAAGGGGAAAUUGAGCUUCGUCAUAUAAGCUUUAAGUACCCAUCCAGGCCAGACAUUCAAAUUUUCCGAGACCUCAGCUUGACUAUUCGUUCUGGCAAGACUGUUGCCCUUGUUGGAGAAAGUGGGAGUGGUAAAUCGACAGUGAUUGCAUUGUUGCAAAGAUUCUACGAUCCAGAUUCUGGUCACAUCACACUUGAUGGAGUUGAAAUUCAGAAGCUCCAAUUGAAAUGGUUAAGGCAGCAGAUGGGACUUGUCAGCCAAGAGCCUGCUUUGUUCAACGACACAAUCCGUGCCAACAUUGCAUAUGGAAAGGAUGGAAAUGCGACUGAGGCAGAAAUCAUAUCCGCAGCAGAGUUGGCCAAUGCCCACAAAUUCAUCAGCAGUUUACAACAGGGAUAUGAAACAAUGGUAGGGGAGCGAGGAAUUCAGUUGUCUGGGGGACAGAAGCAAAGGGUAGCCAUAGCCCGUGCUAUAGUGAAAAGUCCAAAAAUACUGCUAUUAGAUGAGGCAACCAGUGCAUUAGAUGCAGAAUCUGAAAGAGUGGUUCAAGAUGCAUUAGAUCGAGUAAUGGUGAACAGGACUACAAUUGUUGUAGCUCAUCGAUUGUCCACAAUCAAGAAUGCUGAUCUUAUUGCAGUGGUUAAGAAUGGAGUCAUAGUGGAGAAAGGAAGGCAUGAGACACUGAUCAACAUCAAAGAUGGUGUCUAUGCGUCCUUAGUUGCACUUCAUAUGAGUGCUAAAACUGCCUAAGCCACUUAUAUUUGUCUCAUUUCAUAGUUUAGACUUUAGAAAACUGGUGCUUCUUUUACUAAAACAAUGAACCAUAUAAAUGUAAAUUGCAUACUUUCUUUCCUUUUCUUCAGAUUAUUAUUUAAAUGUAUCAUAUACGUACACUAUUUUUUGGGUUAAUGAAUGAGAACAAACUAUAGGCCACAGGGGCACUUACGGCAAGGGCUCUGACAAAUGGCACAUUGCAUUUC
Messenger RNA from Ricinus communis (castor bean), 4465 nucleotides. Its product is annotated as ABC transporter B family member 11-like. The coding region runs from base 357 to 4235 and encodes 1292 amino acids. NCBI's taxonomy places the organism in Eukaryota, Viridiplantae, Streptophyta, Magnoliopsida, Malpighiales, Euphorbiaceae. Gene Ontology annotation, molecular function: ATP hydrolysis activity; ATP binding; ABC-type transporter activity. The transcript has 13 exons. Gene Ontology annotation, biological process: transmembrane transport. Gene Ontology annotation, cellular component: membrane. The record is from RefSeq and is a predicted model, not a curated record.